Messenger RNA from Limulus polyphemus (Atlantic horseshoe crab), 3973 nucleotides. RefSeq names its product lachesin-like. The transcript is spliced from 7 exons. Gene Ontology annotation, cellular component: neuron projection. Lineage: Eukaryota; Metazoa; Arthropoda; Merostomata; Xiphosura; Limulidae. Bases 115 to 1002 code for a protein of 295 amino acids. The record is from RefSeq and is a predicted model, not a curated record.
ACUAUUUAUCGCCACGUGAUCACUAGAAAUUAUCGAUAUAGUCUUAAGGAAAGUGACGGCCGAAACUUCGUAUUGCACAUCACAGACGUUCAAGAAUCCGAUAGAGGGGGCUACAUGUGUCAGGUUAACACUGUGCCGAUGUUGAGUCAAGUUGGUUACCUUGAUGUCCUCUUACCACCUGACAUCAUAGUUGACAAGAGUACCUCAGAUCUGGUAACUCGGGAAGGCUCUAAUGUGACUUUGGAAUGCAAGGCCAAAGGGUAUCCAGAACCAAACAUUACAUGGAGAAGAGAAGACUGUGAACCAAUCCCCAUGUCUCAGGAAGGCGGACAGAAAGUUAUAAAGUUAAAUCACGAGGGGGAGAAGCUGAGCAUCACACGUGUUACCAGGUUACACAUGGGAGCCUAUCUAUGUAUAGCCUCAAAUGGUGUCCCUCCAUCGGUCAGCCGAAGAAUUCUACUCCAUGUUCAUUUCCCUCCAGUUCUAUGGGUCCCUAGUCAGCUUGUUGGGGCUCAGCCUUGGCAAGAGGUUACGUUAGACUGUCAUGCCGAGGCUUACCCACAAUCCUUCAACUACUGGGAACGAGAAGAUGGCAAGAUGAUCAUGUCGAACGAUAAAUACAAAGUCCGCUUAAAACAGAAGUCGUAUAAGGUCCACAUGAGGUUAACGAUUCGAAACAUCCAAAAGGAGGACUUUGGCUCAUACAGCUGUUUGACGAGGAAUUCGCUGGGGAUGACUGAAGGAUCGAUAAAGCUUUACGAACUUUCGCCGCCAACGUCUGCUGUUUCAAACGACGCAGCCGGUGGUUUUAAGUUAAUAAACGGCGAUUUUCCGAAGCAUCAAAGUCUAGGCUCUGAGAAGUCCUCCAAGGGAUUCCAAAACGGCAACAUCAAUCCAGGGCCUCAAGGAACAAGUGGCUCUAUAAAAACCAGCUUUCAGCGUCCCUUGCUCCUUUUCUUUGUAGUCAGGACAAUGGCUAACGACCUCUGGACGAUCACGUGAUUUCCACCUGGCAUCCAUUACAGAGGCUACGGUCAGAUACAGGGACAGCUUAUUCUACAGUGAUAGUCGCAGUUCUUUUCUUAUUCAGUGGACAAGUACAAAGACAAUUCGUUCGUGCUCAAAAAUGUAGGUGGUACUAUAUGUUAGACCUAGUCUCCGGCCAUUAUCUAUCAUUGACAAGAAUGGAUAACCUGACAAUGUUCGAGGUCAUUAUACAUCUGGUCAGCAAUCAGGAGUUAUGACAAAUAAAAGUACGGAGAGAGAUCCCACCAACCACAAUUAAUAUUUACAUAUACGUAUGGCCAAUAAAGAAAGGUCAAGAAAAGUACAGAGAGAUCCCACCAACCACAAUGAACAUUUACAUAUAAGUAUGGCCAAUAACGAAGGGCCCAGAAAAGUACUGAGAGAUCCCACCAACCACAAUGAAUAUUUACGUAUAAGUAUGGCCAAUAAAGACAAAGAGAAGUACAAUGAAUGAUUACAUAAUCAGUGUUCAAGAAAAAUAUAUAAAUAACUAAUUUGUUCGAGCAAACAGACGAGCUUGUUUUCUUAAAUUAAAUGUUUUAUUUUGUGUAUUUAAUCAUCAAUAGUUAGAUUAUGAAAAUCAUAAUUUAAAACUAACUUUACUAUAUUAAAUUUGUGCAAUGUAAGUUACCAUUUAUUUAAUUAUUCUAUCAAAUUAUGAUAUAUAUAUAUAUAUAUUGUAUUCCGACGUGGCUCGGAUGUCACAAGAAACCUUAACACAAGGAUAUCUUAGUGCUAAAAAUUAUAGUUUCUGUGUGGUAUCUCCCAAACGUUGUUAUAAAAUAUGUUAUUAGGAUAAUGUAAACUGUAGUUCUAUUACAUAAAGUAAUUAUCAAUGUAAAUAGUGAGCAGUGCAUUGACAAAACAAUGUCAAAGUCAGUUCGUACUGGUUCAUACAUAGUUCAGUAGUAAACGUUUGUGGAUUAGCACGUAACAACAUUAAUGUAUUGAAAAAAGAUAUACAUAUUGGUUAUUAUUAACGAAUAAGUGGGCGUAUAAAUUAUUAUUUCCUGAGUAAUGUAUGGCUUUGUAAUCUACGAGAGAAAUUAGGUAAGUAAAUACAGAGGAAACUAUAAAUUGUUAUGUUGUGAUUGAUUUGUAACGUGCUAAUUGGUGCAUGGUGACUGUUUGUAACAUAUUAAUUGGUUUGUACUGAUUAGCUUGUAACGUAUUACUUGCUAUGUGCUGAUUAGCUUGUAACAUGUUACUUGAUAUGUGCUUAUUAGCUUGUAACAUAUUACUUGCUAUGUGUUGAUUAGCUUGUAACGUAUUACUUGCUAUGUGCUGAUUAGCUUGUAACAUAUUACUUGAUUUGUGCUUAUUAGCUUGUAACGUAUUACUUGCUAUGUGUUGAUUAGCUUGUAACGUAUUACUUUCUAUGUGCUUAUUAGCUUGUAACAUGUUACUUGAUAUGUGUUGAUUAGCUUGUAACGUAUUACUUGAUAUGUGUUGAUUAGCUUGUAACGUAUUACUUGCUAUGUGCUGAUUAGCUUGUAACAUGUUACUUGCUAUGUGCUGAUUAGCUUGUAACGUAUUACUUUCUAUGUGCUGAUGAACUUGUAACGUAUUACUUUCUAUGUGCUGAUUAGCUUGUAACGUAUUACUUUCUAUGUGCUUAUUAGCUUGUAACCUGUUACUUGAUAUGUGCUUAUUAGCUUGUAACAUGUUACUUGAUAUGUGUUGAUUAGCUUGUAACGUAUUACUUGCUAUGUGCUGAUUAGCUUGUAACAUAUUACUUGAUUUGUGCUUAUUAGCUUGUAACGUAUUACUUGCUAUGUGUUGAUUAGCUUGUAACGUAUUACUUGCUAUGUGCUGAUUAGCUUGUAACAUAUUACUUGAUUUGUGCUUAUUAGCUUGUAACGUAUUACUUGCUAUGUGCUGAUUAGCUUGUAACAUGUUAUUUGCUAUGUGCUGAUUAGCUUGUAACAUAUUACUUGAUAUGUGCUUAUUAGCUUGUAACGUAUUACUUGCUAUGUGCUGAUUAGCUUGUAACGUAUUACUUGAUUUGUGCUUAUUAGCUUGUAACGUAUUACUUUCUAUGUGCUGAUGAACUUGUAACAUAUUACUUGCUAUGUGCUGAUUAGCUUGUAACGUAUUACUUGAUUUGUGCUGAUUAGCUUGUAACGUAUUACUUUCUAUGUGCUGAUGAACUUGUAACAUAUUACUUGCUAUGUGCUGAUUAACUUGUAACAUACUGAGUAAUGAAGAACGUCUCAUACACUUGACACAGCUUAUAGAUCACUACGCACAUAUACGUUUAUAUGUAUAGCUAUUCUGUAUUUGACAAUGGUCACUUACAUACAGUACUUGCAUUUUUAUUUGUUUGGUUUUGAUUUUGUUUUUUCAGUCGAGAUCUGCGUGUCAGGUGAUUUUGCAGAUACUGGCUUACUCCAAUAUUGUGUGGUAGUAUUGUUACAUCAUACUUUCACAACGUUACAACAGUGUAAAAAACGUGCUAACAUUAUCUAAAGAAAUCAGCUGUAAAGAUAACAGAUAAGAAUAUGAGUAACGGAGGUUAGGGUUGGACUCACAACUAACCGCGACCAUGUUUUUACCCACUGACGCAUGGUGUACUUACAUUUAUUUGAAAUGUAGUAGAACGUAUAGAAGGUUUAAGGAAGGGUAUAAUCACCAAUGGUAGAAAUCUCCAUUUUUGUGUUGACAUGACAGUCGUUAGGGAUCCAAAAAUUAGUGUUUGGUUAUAAAUAAAUAUUUUAUACAACUACCACUUCUAUAUAAUGACUUUGUUUUAGUGUGCUGUCAGUAGACAGAAAUGAUUUAGUGAUAAUAACGUAUAGUUUCUGUAGUGCAUGACGUUUACUAAACUAAUGAAUAAGUAGUAGCGACGAAUCAAUGGGCAUUAUGGUCAUGUAAUAUUGUGUAGUAAAAGCUGUUUCUUUGUAGACGGACUUUCUUAACUUCUGAAAUAAAGCUGCAGAACUCUCAA